Pseudopipra pipra is the source of this 6420-nucleotide messenger RNA. It is a transcript of the gene SH3RF3, whose product is annotated as SH3 domain containing ring finger 3. Bases 4 to 3327 code for a protein of 1107 amino acids. Gene Ontology annotation, biological process: protein ubiquitination; positive regulation of JNK cascade; positive regulation of proteasomal ubiquitin-dependent protein catabolic process. Gene Ontology annotation, molecular function: metal ion binding; protein binding; ubiquitin protein ligase activity. The record is from RefSeq and is a predicted model, not a curated record. The transcript has 10 exons. NCBI's taxonomy places the organism in Eukaryota, Metazoa, Chordata, Aves, Passeriformes, Pipridae.
GUGAUGCGCCGUGUCCCCGCGUCCGCCAGGGGGCGCCGCGCCGCCAGAGAUGGCGGGUCCGCGGACCCGGGUCCGCUCCCGGCCCGCGGGACGAGCGGCGCUGCCGCGGGGAUGCCGAGCCCGCCGGCCCCCGCCCGCCCGGACACCGCCGCCGCUCCCCGCGGCGCGCCCGGACAGGCCCCCAGGGGCUCCCCUCCGCUCCCGCCAGCGUGUCCUUGGCUUCUCCGAGGAGUCUCCUCCGCCUGCCCCCGCCUGUCCGGGAGCCUCCACCGGGAGGAGGAGGAGGGAGUAGCGGCGGCGGCGGAAAGCGGGCUGCGAGCCCUGCUGGGUCGGGUUACAGGGAGCCACGGAGCGGCGGCGAGGCGGCGGGGCGGGCGGGGACCGCCUGCGGGGCGGCCGCCGUGCCGCCGGCGCCCCCCCGGGGCUCCCCGUCGCUCCCCGCCCCGCGCGGAGGCGCGGCGGGCGCCUCGCCGGGCCCCGCUGCAGCUGCCGAGCCGCGCCGGACAGCGGGAGAGGGCGCGGGCAGGCAGGUGCCCUCCUCCCGAACCGCUCCGCUUCCCGCCGCUGGCAUCCCCGCCGCGCCGCACGGCGCUGGGCAGCGUCGCCCAGGCAGCUCCCGGGGUCGCCGCCGCCGCCCGCCGCCGGGGGCAGCCCCGCCGCCCCGAUGGCCCCCGCCGCCCCGCCGCCGCCCCUCCCUCGCCGCCGCCGGCCGCGGCGGCCCUAGGGGCGUCGGGGCCCUGCGCUGCCCCGCGGAGGGGAGGCGGAGGCGGCGGCGGCGGGGCGGGGGCGGAGGCGGAGGCGAGGGGGCGGUGGAGCGGUAGCGGAGCGGCGGCGGAGCGGGAGCCGGCGGCGGCGAUGGACGAGUCGUCGCUGCUGGACCUGCUGGAGUGCUCCGUGUGCCUAGAGCGUCUGGACACCACGGCCAAGGUGCUGCCGUGCCAGCACACCUUCUGCCGCCGCUGUCUGGAGAGCAUCGUCAGCUCCCGCCACGAGCUGCGCUGCCCCGAGUGCCGCAUCCUGGUGGGCUGCGGCGUGGACGAGCUACCCGCUAACAUCCUCCUCGUCCGCCUCCUAGACGGCAUCCGGCAGCGGCCCCGCGCCGCCGGGGGCGCCAGCGGCAGCCCCAGCACCGCGGCCCCCACGUACCCCCAGCCCGCCGCCGCUCCCAGCGCCGUCGCCGCCGCCGCCGCCUCGGCCGCCGCCAGCCUGCGGGAGCUGGCUGCCGCCAGCCGCAGCGCCCUGCUGGGAAAGAAUGUUUCUCAGCUUCCCUAUGGCAAAGCCCUCUACACAUAUGAGGGAAAAGAGCCUGGUGACCUCAAGUUUAACAAGGGGGACAUCAUCAUACUGCGGCGGAAGGUGGACGAGAAUUGGUACCACGGGGAGCUCAAUGGGAACCACGGCUUCUUCCCUGCCAGCUACAUCCAAUGUAUCAAGCCUCUCCCGCAAGCUCCACCUCAGGGCAAAGCACUUUACGACUUUGAAAUAAAGGAUAAAGAUCAAGACAAGGAUUGCCUGACCUUCACCAAGGAUGAAAUUUUGACGGUCAUCAGGAGAGUGGAUGACAACUGGGCAGAAGGAAUGCUGGGUGACAAGAUUGGCAUUUUCCCUAUCCUCUAUGUUGAGCUGAAUGAAUCGGCCAAGCAGCUCAUCGAGAUGGACAAGACUUGCUUGGCUGCUGCCUCUGGCUGUGACAUGCCGGUGGUGACAGAGACGGCGGCAGUGGCGGCGGCGGCAGCGGUGGGUCUGGCGCCGUGCUCCACACUGGCCGGUGCUGGGGCAGCUGGGGCGGCCCAGCGGCAGGUGGAAGGCAAGAAGAAUGCCAAGAAGCGCCACUCCUUCACUGCCCUCAGCAUGACACACAAGUCCUCCCAGGCUGCCAGCAACCGGCACUCCAUGGAGAUCAGUGCCCCCGUUCUCAUCAGCUCCAGCGACCCACGGGCGGCUGCCAGGAUCGGGGACCUCACCCACCUCUCCUCCAGUGCCCCAGCCCAGGAUUCCUCUUUGAUUGGAACAGCCACAGUGGCUGGUCCCAGGACAAGUGCAAUAAUUGGAGAUCAGGGAACACCACCGAAGGUCCAGCUCCCCCUCAAUAUCUACCUAGCCCUGUAUGCCUACAAGCCCCAGAAGAACGAUGAGCUGGAGCUCCGCAAAGGUGAGAUGUACCGGGUCAUUGAGAAGUGCCAGGACGGCUGGUUCAAGGGGACAUCUCUAAGGAGUGGGAUGUCCGGUGUCUUCCCAGGCAACUAUGUGACACCUGUCUCAAGGGUGCCAGUGGGAGCUGGGCAGCCCAGGAACAGCGGAGCUGGAGGAGUUCCAACAACAAAAGUAGCUCCAGGAGCCAUCCACCCCAUCGGGGCCAGUCACACCAAUGUCACCACAACUGUCAGACCAGUUGUUCCUAUCACCACUCCCCAGACGCAUCCCCAGCUGCAGGCAGCCUCCCCACAGCUGAAUAACUGCCUGCGGUACUCAGCUCAGCAGCCAGCCAGCCAGCCCCGCAGCACCAUGCAAAUAGCCCACCCCACGGUGCCAGCCCCGGACCGACCCACCGCCACAGUGUCACCCCUGCGGACGCCCAGCUCGCCCUCCCGCCUGCCCGCAGCCGCCAUUCGGCCUCACCCCGCCGUGUCCCCCCAGCACGGCCACCAGCCGCCCGCACCAGGGGCCCGGCCCCUCAUCCCCCUCACCUCCGCCGCCGCCGCCAUCACCCCGCCCAACGUCAGCGCGGCCCACCUCAAUGGGGAGGUGGGCAGUGGGCCCCUGUGUGCCCCCGUCACCCCUGGACCUGCCAGCAAAGCUGAGGAGAGGAAGAACGAGAAGAAGGAGAAGAAGAGCGGGCUGUUGAAACUUCUAGCAGGAGCAUCAACAAAAAAGAAGUCGCGCUCCCCACCUUCUGUGUCCCCCACGCAUGACCCCCAGACAGCCAUCGAAGGAGUUCUGCAAGGAGCAGUGGGACCUGAGCUCUCCUCUCUCUCCAGUCAUGGCCGAGCUGGCUCAUGCCCUAUUGAGAGUGAAAUGCAAGGAGCUAUGGGAUUGGAGCCUCUGCACAGGAAAACAGGCUCCUUGGAUUUGAAUUUUUCCAUCCCUUCUCCUGCCAGGCCACCCCUCUCUUCCAUGGCAGCUAUUCGGCCAGAGCCCAAGCCUUUACCCCGGGAAAGGUACCGUGUUGUGGUCCCAUACCCACCACAGAGUGAGGCUGAAAUCGAACUGAAGGAAGGUGACAUUGUGUUUGUGCACAAGAAGCGGGAGGAUGGCUGGUACAAAGGGACGUUGCAGAGGAAUGGCAGGACGGGCCUCUUCCCUGGGAGCUUUGUCGAGAGCUUCUGAGGAUGAAUCGCCGCUCUCUCAACUGAGGAGCUUUCAGGGGAAACUGCAUAGCACAAGAAGAGACAGCAAAGAGAAACUGGACUGAUAACCACUGCCAUUUUUAUUUCCAAAGACUUCCCCCAGGCCCUUCAGUCUGCAGCUCUGGAGACACAGCGCCCGCUGUGCUCCCGAGACCGUGUGCGGUGCAUACAGUGGUAUGUUGAAGUAGUGCCUUCCACCUGGAAUCACAGACUGAAAGGAUGCCCAUCUGGACUGUAGUAACCUAAACUCUGGCUGUUAACUCUUUGUGUAAAUUAUAGAGAAGAUAUCUUUAAAAAAAAUUAAGAGGAAAGCUGUUAUAUUGCUGUAACUUAUUUGUCAGACUGCAGUGUUCUUAUUACUGGCCUAUGCAAGAUGGAUUUGAGAGUUCAAGAAAGUGUGGUAGGAAGCUCUUAAACUGGGAUUUUGUUUUUCCCAAGGGAAAAAGAGGGAGGGGAAGGUGGAGAAAACCCCAGCUAAAGAUCAGUGCAUCGUUGUGCAGGAAAGAAUGAGGAGUCCAAAAUGUUAAUGUCAUGCUUUCUAUAUACCUCAGAGAUAUGCUGCGCAAGUUUUUCGGUGAGUGUGUUAGUGCUCAGAGUCCCAUACCACCUGGUGUCCUGGCGCUGCUGCCGGGGAAGUCCUGGAGGAAGUACAGCUCCACCAUUAAACUGUGGUUAUUUGAGCAGAAUCCCUUUUGCCUGUUUUCUGCCCUUAUUAUAUGCAGCAUGGAUUUUUGUCCUUUGGUAUCACUUUCCAUUGCUUUUUUGUACAACGUACCUUUUUACUGUAAGAAUUGCUCUACUUUAUAUAUAUUCCUACUAGAUCAGACAUUUCCUCUUUUCAUACAUCUGGUGCUAUUUUUUUUAAUUGUUAAAGAUUUGGUUAAACAGAGAGGCUGCGACAAGAUUUGCAUUCAACAUAUGAAAUUAGAAGUGUACCUGGAGAUCGAGAUCAGACUGCUUGUUCUUGCUUCAUAGAGGAAAAAAGAAAAAAGCUGCAUGGCCACCAAUAUACCUGGGGGAGCGUGCCUGUGCAACAUGCACACGCUUGCUCUCUCCUACGUAUUUAGAGUGGCUGAAGGCCCACGCUGAAGCACAGCAUUCUGUCUGGAGAGUGAUAAUGACUCCAGAAUUGGAAGCAAUUCCCAGAGGAGUUGUUUUAAUUGACUUUUUCAUGGCAAUAAGAAGAACACUGCAGGUUCUAGCACACACAAGGACUGUGGAGUUUUCCUCUGUCGUUGCAUGAUGGAGACAAGAGCUGAUCUGCGACAAGCUGUAAUUAGCAUUAUUGAAAUGUGAUUUCUUACUGUAGAAAUGUACAGUUCCGGAUACUGUUGGAUUUCUUAACGUGGUCAAGCUACAAUACAAACCGUAUCAGGCAAUAUAAGCUUCCAUCUACCAGGGACUUAAAGGUGCAAUAAAUGUAAAGUGAGUUUAGCCAGUUAUUUGAAUGAAACAGAAUAAGAAAAAAAUGCCGUAAUGCAAUUGUGAGGGUAUUUAAAAAGACAUCAGCUCUUGAGGAAUGAAUGGUGAUGAAAGGCUUUUCAUAGCUGUAUCCAUACCUUGCCUCUGACAGCAGCUGGCUGUUUGCCAAAGCCCACAUGUGGUGGGUGUUUAAAAGCCUGUCGGAGGCACCGUAACCUGGAGAUGAUCUUAUUAAAGGGAAGAGGCCCAGUGGGUGAACAUCAUUACUGCGUUACAAGUAUUUCAUAUGUGAAGGUGUAAGUUUUGUUUUCAUUCAAGCCGUGUGUACUAGUACAUAUCAAAACCCAUGUAAGUGAGGAUUCCUAUUUAAGUUCAACUCUGUGACUUUGUUCUCUGUAAAAUAAGUUCUUCUUGCUAUCACAUGUAACAAACCAAUUCCAGAAACACAGUCCAUGGCCAAGUAUAGCACCUUCAAACAGGGAGGCCUCAUUUUCAGGGUGUUUCUUUAUAUACUUAAUGUUGCCGCAUUUGUUGAUAUUCCAGAUCGUAAUGAAUCAGCCACUAAAAAUUUAGUUACUGUAGAGAGGAAAUUGCUUUUUUAUAACCAGUAAGAGACUGAGGAAAUGUCUUCUGGAAAGACUUGAUUGAGACUAGAGCCAUAUCUGUUCCACUUAUUUGGUCCAGGUCAGAAUUGGUGUCACUGCACCUCAAACAGUAAACUGCAAACUGCACAGUUAGCGAGUCAGAAACACCAAAAUGUGUGUUAUUGAAUCCAAUAAGAAUUCUGGUUUAGACCUGUCAGAAAUGAGAUUUUUUUCUGACAACUUACAGUGGUUAAAGCCCUCUUAAAAUCCUGUUCCAUGGUGUAUUUACUACAGUCAGAAAAAUGAAACAGGAUGGCAGCUUGCUUGCUGCCUAUUCUGUUUAGCCAGAUCUAAAAUGGUUCCAGAUUUCCACCUUUUCAUGCUUAACUCUAACAGGACAAAAGUUGGUGUGUGAGAAGAUCAAAGAAAACAUGCAGAUGUCAUAUUAUUAAAUCAAUGCUUUGAAAUAUAUUUUGCAGGGAGGAUGAUGGGGUUUUUUAAAUGGUCAAAACCCUUUCAGUCCUUCCUCCUGCAAGGAAAAAUAUAGAGGGGGAGGGGAUGUGUUCUGUUUGAUAGCAGCUGUUUCUGGCCUCUGUUUAUUGUUUAUCGUCACAGUUUGGGUUACUGAGUAAUCUUCUUGGACAAAUCACUUCCAUGCCAGGAGCACAAGUAUUAAAGUGAACUUAAAACAGCUCAGUGAUACAAAAAUAUGACCCAGUGCCAUUCAAAAAGUCCUGGACUGAGAGGUUCAGCUCAUUCUGUGGUCUAAUUUUUAUCUGUCAUGUCAGGAAAAGGGGGAGGAGGGGGCGUCUGCAUCUCCUGUAACAGAGCAGGGAAAAGGAAAGAUUCCUUCUGGUGGCCUCAGUUUGUAAAAUGCCAGGUUUGCUCUUCUAGAAGUGGGUUCAAGUAAUUGAACAAUUCCUUUGAACUUUGCACAGCUCAGAAAAUGUUUUUGUUAUACAUGAAUGUUAACGUGGUUUAGGAAGUGUUGGCAGAUAUGAGUACAAAUGAACUAUAAUGACUGUGUUUCUGAUUCUUUAAAUAAAAUAAACAUUAAGGCAACUUGA